Messenger RNA from Rubroshorea leprosula, 1138 nucleotides. Lineage: Eukaryota; Viridiplantae; Streptophyta; Magnoliopsida; Malvales; Dipterocarpaceae. The record is from the annotation of a GenBank genome assembly.
CUUCUUCCUCCCGACCCCCCUACAACCCAACAAGCCUCCCCCAAGCUGCCGACCGCCCUCUCUUCAAGAAAAUUGGCAAAAGCUUAAGUUUUUCCCUUGCUUUCUUGUCUAAGAACAAGAAUUAGGACCUAGAAGCCUCUUGAAGCAAGAAAAAUCCCAGAUCUAGCUGCCUUCCUCCUCCCCUACCGUCGGUUUCAGCUUGGUGUGGGUGUGAAUUUCUCGGUUUUUGGUUGCCGUGAGUUCCUCCAUUUCUUCUUCCCGUCGGCUUCCUUCCUAGCCGGACUCGGUGCUACUUGUCGGAAGAUUUUGGGAAGCGAAGUCAAGGACAGGGAAAAAUGAGGGGAGCAACGAGUUAGAAGGCUAGCCAUUUUGUAAAUUGAACAUGGAUUUUAGAUAUAAAUCAUGAUCUUGUAAGCUAGUUUUUAUUUGGAGAUUUUAUGAUAUCAGGGCAAAUUUUAGAAGUCUAUCUUUAGAUUUUGUGGUAUCAGAUUGUGGUAUGAUAAGUUUUGAACUUUGUGCAUUUGUGGGAUCCUCUCACAAGUGUACGGCGUCUGCCACGUCCUUGCAUUUGAGUUCUAGGGCGUGACACCAUAUUUAUAAUUUUAUGAUAAUUUAGACUUUUGAGAAAGAGAGUGUCAGCAUUUUUUUGGUUUCUCACAAAGACUAUUUAAUUUUAUUUUAUGUGUAGGGUCAAGGAUAAGCUGCAAUCAUCGAUUUGCUGUUUCCGUAUGACGAAUCACAACGAGGCAGCGACGAUAGACCUGGACGAGUUAAAGCCGAGGACGUUGAGGUCGCCGUACAGUUGGCUGAAAUCGAUAGCGCAUGAACUGGAGAUCAAGGACCGGUGCAAGAAUCUAAUCGCCAGAAUUAGGAAGCAAGGAGGUCCUAAGCAGCAUAGUUCGUCCGAUUUUAGCUACGAUCCUCUUAGCUAUGGAUGAACUUCGCGGACAAAGUGAGCCGGGCAGACGAGAUGCCGGUUAUUAGCUUCUCAUCCCGACCGUGUGCCUCGCUGGAGCAGAUCAUUGAGACCAAUUGCAAAAAUGAGUCUUCAAUGUUGGCAACGAGGGACAUCAUUUUGUACAGCUGACGGCUGACAGAUUCAUUCGGUUUAUUCAACUAAUAAAAAAAAAAUUCAGAA